This is a messenger RNA of Archocentrus centrarchus (flier cichlid), 5904 nucleotides long. RefSeq names its product 5'-nucleotidase, cytosolic IIb (gene nt5c2b). The record is from RefSeq and is a predicted model, not a curated record. Gene Ontology annotation, molecular function: 5'-nucleotidase activity. NCBI's taxonomy places the organism in Eukaryota, Metazoa, Chordata, Actinopteri, Cichliformes, Cichlidae. The transcript has 19 exons. Bases 209 to 1912 code for a protein of 567 amino acids.
CACUGGGAGAGAGACAGCAGGGAGCAGGAAGGCCACGGACAGCUAGAUACCUGACUUUCCAGAGUACCCGUCACCGCUUCACCUGCAGCUUUCUGUCAGAAAAUAUACUUUUUCCGGCGACUUGCACGCAGCUCAAGGCGCAUGCUCAGACUAACCGACGGCGCAUUUGUUUUAUUCAGGAACUCGGAGACACUGAAAGGUUAUAAAGAUGACCACUUCAUGGAGUGACAGACUGCAGAACUAUGCAGACUUGCCUGCCAACAUGGACGGCCUGGCAAUGAAGAAAUACAGGAGGGAACCUUACCACAGGCUCACAAAGGCCUUUCCAACAAAAAUCUUUGUCAACAGAAGCUUGGCAAUGGAGAAGAUUAAGUGCUUUGGCUUUGACAUGGAUUACACUUUAGCAGUGUAUAAGUCACCUGAGUAUGAAUCAUUAGGCUUUGAGCUGACAGUGGAGCGGCUGGUGUCCAUCGGUUACCCCCAGGAGCUCCUGAGCUUCGUCUACGACCCAUCGUUUCCCACCAGAGGCCUCGUGUUUGAUACCAUGUAUGGAAACCUGCUGAAGGUUGAUGCUUAUGGCAAUAUCCUUGUCUGUGUCCAUGGAUUCAACUUCCUUCGAGGCCCAGAGAUCCGCGAACGGUACCCCAACAAGUUUAUCCAGAGAGAUGAUACGGAGCGUUUCUAUAUCCUCAACACCCUCUUCAAUCUGCCAGAAACCUACCUUUUUGCUUGCCUUGUGGAUUUCUUCUCCAACUGUGACAGAUAUGACAGCUGUGAAACUGGCUUCAAAGAUGGCGACCUCUUCAUGUCCUAUAAAAGCAUGUUCCAGGACGUCCGGGAUGCUGUUGACUGGGUCCAUUUCAAGGGUACACUGAAGGAGAAGACUGUGGAGAACUUGGAGAAGUAUGUAGUGAAAGAUGGAAAGCUGCCUCUUCUUCUUAGCCGAAUGAAUGAAGUAGCCAAGGUUUUCUUGGCUACCAACAGUGACUACAAAUACACUGAUAAAAUCAUGACCUAUCUGUUUGACUUCCCCCAUGGCCCCAAGCCUGGUACCACCCACCGGCCCUGGCAGUCCUACUUUGAUCUGAUCCUGGUGGAUGCCAGGAAACCGCUGUUCUUUGGAGAGGGCACAGUGCUCAGACAAGUCGACACAACAACAGGACGUCUAAAGAUAGGAACCUACACAGGACCUCUGCAGCAUGGGAUAGUCUACUCUGGAGGCUCUUCAGACAUUGUGUGUGACUUGCUGGGGGCCAAGGGGAAGGACAUCGUGUACAUCGGGGAUCAUAUUUUUGGAGAUAUCCUCAAAUCCAAGAAACGUCAAGGCUGGAGAACAUUCCUGGUUAUACCUGAGCUGGCCCAGGAGCUGCACGUGUGGACCGACAAGAGCUCAUUAUUUGAGGAACUGCAAGGCCUGGAUGUUUUCUUGGCUGAACUGUACAAGCAUCUGGAUAGCAGCAGUAAUGAGAGGCCGGACAUCAGCACUAUCCAGAGGAGAAUCAAGAAAGUCACACAUGACAUGGACAUGUGCUAUGGCAUGAUGGGUAGCCUGUUCCGCAGCGGCUCCAGACAGACCCUGUUUGCCUCACAAGUGAUGCGUUAUGCUGACCUGUACGCAGCCUCCUUCAUUAACCUGCUGUAUUACCCCUUCAGCUACCUCUUCAGAGCUUCACAUGUACUAAUGCCCCAUGAAUCAACAGUUGAACACACCCAUGUGGACAUUGACACAGAGUCACCGCUGGCUACACGCAACCGCACCCACUGCAGUGACUGCAAAGAGCUAGAGUGCAAACGCAACCAGCUGACCCGCUCAUUCAGUGAGAUCAAACCACCCAAUCUGUUCCCCCAGACUCCCCAGGAGAUCACUCACUGUCACGAUGAGGAUGAUGAUGAGGAGGAAGAAGAGGAGUAAUAAACAGGACCUUUAGAGGGGAGCCAUGUUCCCAUUCCUGCCUUGUUAUGUUUCCCAGUAGAGUCAAGUAGUGAUCGCUCUGAAAGUGAGGCAGAGAGGGGAAAACAUCUCCAGUGUGUAUGUGUGUAAGUAUGUACACAUACUUGAGAUUUCUGAGAAUAAGUAUAAAGGACCAGUAGCAGAAGAGAUCAUAUGACUGUCAGAAGACUGUGCAUGCUUGGUCCUCUAAACAAAACCUGUAUGAGCUUAGUUUAAAAAAAAAAAAAAGAGGAAAACACACUUUUUGAUUUUAAAUUGAUCUGAUUUCUAUAUAAUUUUCCCAGCAAACAGACAGAACACAAGAAACUUAAAGAAGUCCAGAGACUCUGGAUGACUGAGGGCCUACACCAGGGGUGCCCAAACUCGGCCCGCGGGUUGCUUCCGGCCCCACCUCUUACUUCUGGUCCGCGAAUUCAUGUCAAAAAUAACAUACAUAUUUGGCCCUUUAAGUUACUUAUUUUUGACAUUUUACCUUCCCCUCCAAUUAAGGGGGUUAAGCGAAAUGUCAAAAAAGUAACUUAAAGGGCCAAAUUGUAUGUUAUUUUUGACAUCAAUUCACGGACCAGAAGUGGGCAGGGCCGGAAGCGGCCUGCAAGUUUGGGCACCCUUGGCCUACACAGACAACACACACUAUCUUUAUCUUUUAAAGGCUGAGUUUUAAGUCCUGCCGGUGGAUUAAUUAGUUUUGGUAAUGGUACAGUUUAAUCCACCAGGUGUGGUCCUUCUACUGUAGUUUGAAGUGUAAAAACUGACAGAAUAUGCACAUUGCAGUCACAGGCAAAAUACUUUUCAGCUUAUGUGCUGAAAAAAAAAAAAUGCACAUGGUAAACAUUUCUAUAUGCAACAUGGGAACAGCGUUCAGUUUUUUUGUUUUUUUUUUUUAAUCCAUUUGUUUCAUUUGCUUGUCAUUAUAGAGCUGUAACUUGUAUGUAAGGGUAUUUCCAUGUGUCUUUCUGCCACGAUAGACUCACUCUGAGCAUCUCGAGUGACUCUAAGCAAAGGAUGUGUUAGACAAAACUGAAGCACAAGCUGGUGUUAAACCGUUCAAUGUCCAGAUGCAUUUUUUUGUUUGAUGUUUAAGUGUACAUGUUUGGUACACAAUCGAGGCUAUUGAAUUAAUACUUUGUUACCACGCAACAAAGAGGGCCGAGUAUCUGUAUUUUCUCUCUAGUCUCUAUGACUACCCUGAAAUACCACACUGUUUCUAUAAAUAGCUGUAAGGUAAAUGUGAAGAGCUAAUCAUUCAGCAUCAUGAGUGGGCUGUUGUACAGUGUUUGUCAGCUUGAUCAUUUUGGAAGCAGGAACUUGAGUAUGUCAUUUUUCAUAUUUUUUUUUUUCAUUUUGGUAGAGGGCUGUACAGUACAGGGUGUUUUCACCCAGUUCAACGUGUGAAGUGAUUUUUUUUUUUUUUUUUUGCCAAGCGUGUAAAACAAAAAAGAUGGAAGUGGCUUUGGUUUGAGAAGGAAGUAGUCUUUUCUGACUCUUAGCUGACUUUUAUCCACAGAUGCAGAGUUCUCAUAGGAGGAGAUAUAUGGACAGUGUUUACAAUAUUCUUCUGGUGGGCUUCUUACUGCUGUGAUGUGUUUCCUUUGUGUGUAGGUUGUGUUAAUAAGUCAGAACUGAGUGAAGGGUUUUAGCACUUGAUCAUUCAUUUGCUCUGAUUAUUGCAACAAAAGACGAGCUUAUUGACCUUAAAGCUCCUGAAAGCAUAUUCUAAAACAUCUUACACAUGCACUUCUCUAAAAUAUCUUUAUGUAUUGUAUUUUGCUACAGUCACACUAGCAAAAUACAAUGCGGCACAACCCAAAUUAUUUUGACCGCGUGCAAUUAACUUGCAGCCUCGUUGCCUUUUGAAAUUGGCUCUUCAAAGAUGGGAACAGGUCUGUGACCACUCAGUUAGUUGCCGUCUUCAAAGUGACUUUUGUCUGUUGAGAUAGUAGCAAAAUGGCAAUAAUGGAGUCAGUCUGCUAUUAGUUUGCAAUGGCAGAAUGCAGUCAAUCUGUUUGUGAUAAUACGGUGAUUAUGAUGAUAAAUUGGCGACAAUCACAAAUCUGUUUCAAAAUCUUUGCCGUCUACAUGCACAGAAAUGCACAUUAACUGCUUACAGAGUCCAGUCAGAACCUCAUAGAAAUUCAGAAAUUCCUCCACAAAUAGUGACGUCGUAGCUGCAGGACAGUGAUUUAACUGCAAAAUGACGGCAAGUUUGUUUUUAUAUGGGAAUAUAACCAGAAUACAACCAGCUGGCAACCAGUUGAGUCGAGUCCCCUACUGGAAAGAGACGCACUCGUCUGCGCAGACUGACUCAGAUUGAUUGCAGCGUGUUGGCAAUCUGUCUGCAUUUAUGAAUUAGACACCAGUAAUUUGCAAACCUUCAAUCAGACCAAGUUGGACCUGAAUGUUUGGAGGCAGGCUGCAAUUAUGCAGUCACUGGGCAGCCAGUGAUUGCAUUGAAUUGCAAGGAGGCUGCCACCCUAUUUUUGCUCCAGUGCGACUGAGCCAGUAAAGACUUCAUAGCUUGUUUUAUGUGGGUGACAAUGGAAGCAAAACUUGGAAAACAUGACACUUCUGCUCCAAUAUAUGAAACAUCGGCAAUAUUUGUUCAAAGUUUGAGUCUCUUUGCAAUGGCACCAUUCAACUGUAUUUAAAAUUCACAUGAAUACUUGCCUAAUAACCAGACUAUUCACCAACUUGUCACUGAAAUUGAAUUUAAAUGGCGCUAAUCUGAACUGAGUGGUUCAAGAAAGCUUAUGACAUCAUUUCCAGUUAAAUGCCUCCGACUUAAAAUCAUUAAAAAGAUUUUUUUUUAAAAAUCUUGUGUUAAAUCAUCAAAACUGUUCAGAUUUUAUUCAGCUCAGAGUCUGCUGUUCAUAGAGAAAGGGUGAUGGAGAUGUUUGUACGCAGGGUGUAGAGUGCUGCCUGAUUUUUAUUUUGUUUUUUCUCAAACACAGCAACCUCUUUUUUUUUUUUCCUCCACCAUCCUCUGUUCUGGGAGCGUUAACCAUCCUCACCUUUUUUUAAAGUCUCAGCCUGUUCCGUCAGUCUUCUUCUGUGUUGGAUCGGCCUGUUGAUUUAGGCCACAAAAGGGAAGGAACGUCUUUUAGUUUUUUUUGGAACGGUUUUGGUUUGGCUUGAUGUGGAGUGAAUAGAGGUGAAUGUUUAAUAGGUUGGAUAAAAUGAUGUCGAACAUCAACAGAAACACAUUACAGCUUUUUUUUUUUUUUUUUUUUUACAAAUGAAAUAUUUAUAUCUUGUGUACUGAUGUUUGUUUCUUGAACAUAAAUGAACUGGAUAUGCUCUAUGAUGCAGCUGCAUUGCCAGUGGGAACGAGGUGGUGGUCUUUGCAUAAUUUGCAUAUUCAUGUGGAAAUCAGAAUAUCUGCUCUGCUGCGGCCCUUAUGGUAGCAUCACUUUGACUUUUAUGUGAACUGCAAAGCUUUUGUCAUUUGUUGGUGUAGUUUACACAGAGAGGGUAAAAAGAAACAAACUGUAAGCCUGCAAAAAAAUCUUAAAAUGAAAGGAAAUGUGACUAGCGUUUUAAGUACCAUAACUAAUAUGUUACUUGUCAUCAGCGUCCUGGGGUUUUUAGUUUUCUAAGCUAAGGUCUUGGUUUACAGAACUGUAAAUAGACCCAGCCAUUUCCUUUUCUUAUGAUUUUUCUUUAAAUAUAACAUUUUUUGGGGUUUUUAUACGAUAUCUCAUAAGCCUGUCAAUAAGACUUGGAACUAACUAAAGCCUGGUGAUCAGGUUACAGUGCUUUAGAAGAUUUUUAUUUUGUGUUGUGAUGCCCAGAAUGCAUUUGUAUUAACGGGUGCAGAAACUCCACCGUUACUUUUCUAACCUUUAGUAGACUUUUGUUUUUAUGCAUAUCAGUUUAUGUUUUUCUGAACAGUGUUUUGUGUGUUUCCAGAAAUUCUCCUUUAGACUGUACAUUGAAGUAAAUUACAUAAAAAUGUA